Molecule: messenger RNA, 2481 nt
Organism: Dendronephthya gigantea
Lineage: Eukaryota; Metazoa; Cnidaria; Anthozoa; Malacalcyonacea; Nephtheidae
Exons: 11
Coding region: 226-2019 (597 amino acids)
Source: RefSeq, a predicted model, not a curated record
AUGGCGGGGGUUUUGAUUUACGUCAAUUAGAAAAUUAUACGUACAUCCUUUAUGUUUAUUAAUACAUUGUUACCAUGCUGUAUAAGAAAGGCUUCCAUGUUUGAAUUUACAUUUUCAAACACAGCUACAAACAAGUUUCAUAAGUUCAUAUUCAAAGGAGUGGACGUCUGGUGGCUGCGAUCAGUGUAGACUGAUUUUUUUGCAUCAUACAUUUUCGGGGGGAGUAUGGAAAUGUUGAAAGCAAUGACUAUGGUUUUUAUGUGCGUUUUUGCGGCAUUUUUAUUCGCUGUUCAAGCUGCAGCAAAGCCAGUUUCUCUUGAUGCAUUUUUCUUUGAACAAAUACAAGAUGAUAAAAAUGUUACUGGUGCUUCCAAAAUUUACACCAUUGAGACUAGUGAUCUAACAAAUACAACAAGAAGUGAAAAUGUACUUCAGCUCUCUUUUUUACAACAUAAUUUGUUACCUGGAGACAAGGUGACCUUCUAUGAUGGCAACUUUACCAGUAUCCUGCAAGAGUACACAUCAUCAACAGAAACUCCUACACUAUCAUUCUUUACAACAUCACCUGAUGCACAAGUUGUGUUUACUGCAAACAAAUCUGAUGUCACAACAAGCAGAAGUUUUAUUUUUCUCUACCGAACUAUCCCUAAAGAUGUUGAUAGAGAAUGUAAUCAACUGUUUUAUGGAAGAUGGGGAAGUAUAGACUCUAGUGAGUAUGACCGACGUUCGAAGCACUGUAGGUAUACAGUAACGCUUCCUACGUUGGGUGGAGGUACAGUCUCAAUUCUCUUUGACAAUCUGACGAUACCAGUAGGCGAGAAACUAACAAUUUGGAAGGUCGCCGGUACAAAGAAUUACUCUCGAUAUUUUGAACCACACGGCAGCCCUCUAAAGGUGUUCACUCAUGCGGAUAGCGGCAGAUUUCACUACAUCGCGCCUGGAGUUUUGAGGACCCUCGUUUUGGAUUUUAAUUCAACAACACAGUUUAAAAUCCGUUUCUACAAGUAUAGCUACCAAAAUGUUAUCAACGAAAUCGGCGAAUCAGGAGAGAUAAGCAUUCCUAUAACUCCAUAUCCAAACGAUCUUUCCUUGAUAUACCGAAUUACUGUACCAAGAGGAUAUGCAAAAAUCACAGUCCAUGACCUAUAUUUGCCUAAGUAUGAUAGACUCGACGUAGCCAGAUUCAAUGGAAAGUCAUGGGACUUCGUACGAAGCUUCAAAAACGACAGUGACCUAAGUACAAACACUGUAGUGUCAGACAGCAGUUCAAUCGAAGUAAUCUACAACAAGCUUAGCGGAAAUUCAGCCUGCAGAUAUAGGAUCACGUAUUCGAUGAUAGAAACUACGCUUAAGACGUGCAAAACGUUCCAACACAUGAAAAAAUCGCAGUUCACAAAAUUUACAGAACUUUAUGAAGGUUGGGAAGAGUCCUUCACUUGCGCUGAUGGCUUUGGCAACGAAAGAGUUCUUAACCAUGAUGUCACCAUAUUAUGCCAGGCCAAUGGCGAAUGGAAAUAUGGGAAAAAAACCGAAGAGUGUCGCAAAUUAUGCCCUCCGUUAGCUUCCCUUUACAAUAUAUCUUCACGUGGUUUGUUUCGAACAUUUGGUGUUACACAAGAGCACCUCAGUGGCGAUAAUGUGACAUUUACAUGCAAGGCAAUAUAUACGAGGUUGACCUACAAGACUGUCACGUGUACAUCAACUGGUGCCUACUCCGCACCUCCGCCGUUCUGCGAAGAGCUAGAUAAAUCCAAUGGUUCAGAUUUGGCUCUUGUGUUGUCCUUGUCGCUAAGCGUCCCAAUUGUUUUUGUUAUGAUGCUGGGUCUGGGUUAUAUUAUCUUGCGUUAUACGACUUUCCUUAGUGCAGAAUAUCAUAGGAAAUUAUUCGGUCCGUCGAACAGGCAAGAUCAAAGACAGACAGUCCAUCUGCAAGAAAACGUAGCGCUAGGCAACGGCGCAGGACUUUCAAACGAUAACAGUUCUCAAAAAAUGGGCGCGAAUGAAGUUGGAAUAUGCUAACGUGAAGUUGGCAAUAUUGCAGGCCAAUAUUGCACUGUUAAUCUCGAUUGAACGCUGGUUUCGUUUUUACUCGAUGUAAAUAGAACAAAUAAAGGAAUAUUUACCACUCGAAAAACUAAUUUAAUACCAUUUCUUGUGUCUACUACUCUGUCUACUCCAUGCAGGAAGUUCAGGCGUAUUCCACUAGCAGGAAUUAUAUUCGCGUAAUAUUGCAUAAAUUAAAUUAGUUCUUUGUGACUGCAUCAAAAUAUGCUUUGGAAGAAUUAGGUCUUAGAUUCAGCACAUUGGCUUAUUGGCUGUAUGUGCGCAUACAAAAUUUAACUAGUGAACUUUUUAACUCUAAAGAAGCGAUAUUACUCAGUAAAUUUGGCAUGUUGUAGAAUGCGGACUGGACUGGUCAGGAAAAGUGCGGACUGUAUAAACACAUCGUUAUUAUGUAAACUGUAAAACUAGAGUUGAGAA